AUGUUCUCAUUGAAUUCUUUAAACACUCAAAACCAGAUUCUUAUUAGUUUUAGUCAACUAUCAUCGCGAUAUUCUGGUUUAUUCAGACAUAGAAAACAAAACAACUGUAAAAGCAAAGAUGUGAAACAAACGGCAACAUAUUAUGAUGCAACUAUUUGUCAUGAGAGUUUUCAAGAGGCGCUGAAGAAUUUUGAUAAGAAUGCCUUACGUGAUUUGCGUAGUUAUGAUGCGAGGUCCUCGGGGCUGCUUACUAAAAGCCUAUCAAUCGGGAAGAUAAGUUCAUCCAAGAAAGUAUCACAUGUCUCUGGCUUUACUUUCGAUCAAAAUAAAAAUGGAUGGGCUGCUCUUACACCUACUGUUACAGUUGAUUUGAGUGGAAGAAAGUUUAGCGUUUCAGAUAAUUUUGUAGGUUUAUUAUCGAGGAGUAUAUUAGAUACCACUUUUAAAUACAAUAUUCAAGUGAGAGGUUUUAAAACUGAGAGGAAUGUACAUGCAGAUUUAAAAAGGAAUCCAAAUCUUCUUAACAGACUGCGUAAGUCUUUGGGUCAGUAUGGCUUAAAUGGAGCAGAGACAGAAAAACAGACUGCAGCUGGGCCAGAGGUUGCACCUAGACUGGAGAAACUAUUAAAUGAAGAUACAAUUCUUACACAUCAGCAGAAAGAUAAGAUUAAGAUUGCAUUUGCUGAAGGCUACUUAGCUGGAUCCCAUCCAGAAAAUGCACGUGGAACAAAGGCAUCGAAGUACCUGAAGUUAGUGCAGCAGCUACUCACAAUAGUUCUAUUUCUCGCCAUUUUUGUCAGCCUUAUGGCUUCUGUCAGUGGCACUGUCUUCCGUAUUCAAUUGGGAAACCAAGUGGAGGUAGAUCCAGAAGACAUCUCUGUUACUUUUGAUGAUGUGAAGGGGGCUGAUGAAGCUAAACAAGAGUUGAAGGAUGUUGUGGAAUUCCUUAAAUCUCCUGAGAAGUUCUCAUCUUUGGGUGGUAAAUUGCCUAAAGGGGUGUUGCUAGUGGGACCUCCGGGUACCGGUAAGACACUCUUAGCUCGGGCAGUGGCCGGCGAGGCGAGGGUGCCCUUCUUCCACGCGGCCGGGCCAGAGUUUGAUGAAAUCCUAGUGGGGCAAGGGGCGAGACGAGUCAGAGAUCUCUUCAAAGCGGCAAAAGAGCGGGCGCCGUGCGUCAUAUUCAUUGACGAAAUCGACUCCGUCGGAGCCAAGAGGACGAACAGUGUGCUGCACCCUUACGCUAACCAGACCAUAAAUCAGCUGCUCUCGGAGAUGGACGGUUUCCACCAGAACGAAGGAGUGAUAGUACUGGGAGCCACCAACAGGAGGGAUGACCUCGACCAGGCCCUGCUUAGACCUGGAAGAUUUGAUGUCGAGGUGUCAGUCCCGACGCCGGACUACGGGGGUCGCCUGGAGAUCCUCCGCAUGUACGUGUCGAGGAUCGCCGCUGCGCCGGAGAUGAACGUGGAGUCCCUGGCCCGGAGCACCACCGGCUUCACUGGAGCCGACCUAGAGAGCAUGGUCAACCAGGCCGCACUCAAGGCAGCAAUCGACGGAGCCAAGACAGUGACGAUGUCAUACCUGGAGGAAGCUCGCGACAAGGUCUUGAUGGGUCCAGCCCGGAGGAGCCGUCUGCCCGACGACGAAGCCAACGCCAUCACCGCCUGCCACGAAGGAGGACACGCCUUGGUCGCUCACUACACCAAGGAUUCGCACCCACUUCACAAGGUGACCAUAAUCCCUCGCGGCCCUUCACUCGGCCACACCGCCUACAUCCCCGCCAAGGAAAGAUACCACGUGACAAAGCAGCAGCUUCUGGCCAUGAUGGACACCAUGAUGGGGGGCAGAGCGGCAGAGGAACUCGUCUAUGGACCCGAAAAGAUCACAUCCGGUGCGUCUUCCGAUCUGAAGCAGGCGACGUCGAUCGCCAUACACAUGGUCCGCGAGUGGGGCAUGAGCGACAAAGUGGGGCUCCGCAGCAUGGAGGCCCCCAAGGGAGCCUUCCAGCAGGAACAGCUCGGCCCGCAGACCAACGAAAUGGUGGACUCGGAGAUCAAGAAGAUCCUGUCGGAGAGCUACGAGCGCGCGAAGGCCAUUCUGCGGGCCCACGCCAAGGAGCACAAGGCUCUGUCCGAGGCUUUGCUCAAAUACGAGACCUUGGACGCAGACGAUAUCAAAGCCAUAAUGAACGGAGAGAAGACCAAGAUGGAAAAGCAGAAGAGCAAAGAGUCCAGCGGAACCCCUGCGGCCCAGACCCCUCCGGCCCCCGUCCCCUCUGGAACCCUACUCGGACAGCCGGCAGCCGCUUAG
Messenger RNA from Pieris macdunnoughi, 2310 nucleotides. Lineage: Eukaryota; Metazoa; Arthropoda; Insecta; Lepidoptera; Pieridae. The record is from the annotation of a GenBank genome assembly.